ACGCCCCUCGCCCAAGUCGCCCUCGACCCGUUUUGUCCACGCCCAAACGCACCCCACCGCCCAUCCAUCCUCCUGAAGACUUUUGCCAGAGAACAAUAAAAAGGACAUUGUCUUCUUUUUGACGGCGACAUCGACAACAGACUCUCGACGUCUCUCCUCCGGCUUCCUUCUUCCACCACCACCCACAUCACAUCUCCCCGCUUCGAGGCAACCAUGCCCGCCGCAACCAACGAUGCGCAGCCGCAGCUGCUCUUCGUCGACGGCUCUUUCCAGGAGCUCGCGACCGAAAUGGCCGAAUAUCUCAAGUCUGAGGAUGCCAAGCAGCUCCUGAGCAAGGACAAUGCCAACAAGGAGGAGGUUCUCGCCAAGCUCAUUGCCUCGUCUGGCGCCUUUAGCACCGUCCCCGAAAAGGAAUUCACCGCCGCCUCCAACCUCAUGAUCUACCUCGUUCUCCAGUCCACCGACCCCAAGAAGUACCUCCCUGCUCUCUGCGGAAACCUCGCCAAGCCCAUCAACGGCUCCCCCGUCCUCGGUGUUGGUCUGUCGUUAAACGCCCUCACCACCGUCUUCAACCUGCUCAAGCCUAGCGACCCGAUCCGUGCGCGCGUCUUUAUGGAGAUUCUCAAGUUUCUUAAGGCUCACAGCAUGUUUGACAACCUGCGUACAUACCUUGACAAGCUCCCCGGCUGGCUCGACGCCUGGGGCACCGAUGAGGAGGUUGAGCGCACCAUAUAUGAGCAGGUCGCUGAUUGCGCCCUUGAGUCUGGAGAGGAGCAGGAAUGCUACGAGUUCUUGCUCAGAGCUCUCCGCACCUUUGAUGCUGACGACAAGGAGGACCUCACCUCUGACGAUGCUCAGCGCCUUUCUCUCCGCGCCGUCAAGAUGGCUCUUCUUUCCAACACAUACUACCUCUUCCAGGACCUUCGUGCCAUUCCUUGCGUUCAGGCUCUGAGCGAGACUCACGCCGUUUACUCUCAGCUUCUCGAUAUCUUUGCCGAGCAGGACCUCGAGGACUACAACGACUUCAACGACGAGCACAAGGGCUGGGUUGAGAAGGAGAACCUCGACCAGGAGAAGCUGCACCGCAAGAUGCGUCUGUUGACCUUUGCCAGCCUUGCUGCUGCCACUCCCAGCCGCGAGAUCGAGUACGCCAAGAUCUGCAAGGCUCUUCAGAUUUCGGCAGAGGAUGUCGAGACAUGGGCCAUCGAUGUUAUCCGUGCCGGCCUUGUCGAGGGUAAGCUCUCUCAAAAGCGCGGCAUGUUCCUCGUCCACAAGGUCACCUACCGUGUCUUCGGCCAGAAGCAGUACCGCGAGCUUGCCACCCGCGUCGACCACUGGCGCAACACCCUCCAGAACGUCCUCACUGUCCUGCACCAGGAGCAGGUCAACGCCAAGACUCAGCGCGAGCGUGAGACUCAGGAACUCGAGCGCAAGGUAGCCAACGCUAACAACGGUGGCCACGGCGGCCGACGAAACGAGCAGCGCCAGCAGCGCGAGCGCACUGACAAUGACGACUAAAUGACUCACAAGUACACCAACCAAACUUUUGUUCAGGUAUCGAUUUUUAGGGAAAGAUUAAAGGAAAAGAAAGAUUUACGGACGAAAUGGGGUUUUUUUUAAUGAGUCUACAUUAUUGUUCUAGACGAACCACUGUAGACAAUCUUGCUCUCAAUGUGAGAAAAAGCGUGGGAUCUACGCCAAAGCAACCCCAUCUCGACAGACUUUUCAUGGCAACAAAGGGUGUUUGCCUGGGAAGCUCGGGACACUUUGCAUCUUUGGACAUGGGAAAAAAUGGAAUAGAGGGCAUUCUCGGCAGCAAGGGGGCGAAAUAGAAGACGAGAAGCGCUGGGAGUUUGUCUCAUUGUUUAUUCAGCAUUGCUUUCCGCGUUUCUCUUUUUCACCUUCUCCCAGCCCAUUGUCGGCUUUUAUUCCUCUUGUUGCCGUCUCUCUUUGUUGGUUUACUCCGUUUUGAGGUGUUUCUGUGGAUGUUGGUCGCUGAAAAGUACAUCGCGAAAAGAAAGAGGGAAACACAUAUAGCAUGGAAGGACAGACAGGUCUAGCGUAUUUGCAAAAAAUUCAAAAAGUUUAUACAUACAGUGAUUAUCUACACAGUGAUUGGGAACAAGACAAACCAGGGGAUGUGGAAUUCAUGCUUGUAUUAUACAGAGUUCUAGUGCGAAUGCUGGUUCAGAAGUUGAACCACGCCUGCGUCUAUAAAGGAAAGGUGCCGUUGUCUCGGCGGUUGUCUAUUUGAAGCAGAAGCGGAGCUUCAUUCAAAGUUUGCGUCUUGUGCCAAAAUCGUACAAGAGAGGCAGUAAGAAAAAAAGAGAGAGAACAGUAGGAGACGACGUAUCGAUUGUCCUGCAAAAGUACCAUCACCGCCCAUCAUUUCAGCGCGCUGCUCCCCCGUCUAUAAAAACGGUACAACAUUUAAGGAGAGCUGCCAAGGCGCUCCUUGAGAAGCUUAUCGGUCUUCUCAAAGACCUUGUCGGGUGUAGGGGUAGCAUCGACCUUGACGGCCUUGCCAACCUGCUCGUAGUAGUCUACGACAGGCAUGCUGGUCUCGAUGAAGACACGGAAGCGCUUGCGGAUGCUCUCGGCAUUGUCGUCGGCACGGCCGCUGGUCUUGCCACGCUCCAUCAGGCGCUUCUCCAUGACCUUCUCGGGGCAGUCGUAGAAGAGAACAAGCUUGGCGGGGCACACGGAGUCCUCAAACUUGUGAGCCUGGUCCAUCUUACGGGGGAAGCCGUCAAUCAGGAAGCGGCCCUUGGUGGUCUUCUUGGCGUCGAGCGUCUCCUUCAUGGCGUUCUCGAGCAACUGAAUCGUCACUUCCAUGGGCACAAUGAGGCCAUUCUUAAUGUAGUCGCGGAUCAGGUCGCCAAACUGCGAGCCGGGACGGGUCUGCUCAGCGCGGAGCAAGUCGCCCGCAGACAAGUGGGUGAAGCCGUGCUCGGCAACAAGGCGCUCGCACUGCGUGCCCUUGCCGGCGCCGGGGCCACCGAGGACAAACACCACUGUAACAUCGUCGGGAGAGAAGGUCGGGGAGGCCUUGGUCGCAGCGGCGACCUGGCUAGCAGCUUCGGUGGGGUUGGUAGGCAUGUCUGCGAGAGGAGACGAAAUAUGUUAGAUCUCGGUCGGUUAGUAGUCGGUUGCAUGUGCUUUUUGCGUACCUUUACGUCUGUUGACAAGGGAGAUGUAGCCAGCAGUUCCGAGACCAAUGAUGACAGCGAAAGGCCAGAACUUGAUCUUAUCCUGCUUGGGGCGAGGGGGCUCGGACGAGUAUUGACGGCGUUGGCGGAAGACGCGAGACAUGCGUAGGGGAGUCGAGGACGAGCAGCUGGGAGCUUUAGGAAGGCUGCGCGCAAGGCGAGCGGCGGGCAUGCGGAAGGCCAUUGUGACUUGAGCUUGUGUUUCGGUGGCGUGAACGACUGCAAAGGGACAAUUUGGCUGUGGGCGGGAGAGGUGACAAGAGAAGGUGAAGAGAAGAAAAGCGAUUAAAAGAUGAUUAAUUGGAAGGCGAAGAAAAAGAAAAGAAAAUUACAGCCCAGCAAAUCGGUAGCGUGGUUUGCAAUUGGCAGCGGUGCGUGGUUGUUGUCAAAGGAGAAAUGCAAGCUCAGGAACGUG
Molecule: messenger RNA, 3624 nt
Organism: [Torrubiella] hemipterigena
Lineage: Eukaryota; Fungi; Ascomycota; Sordariomycetes; Hypocreales; Clavicipitaceae
Source: the annotation of a GenBank genome assembly